This is a messenger RNA of Varanus komodoensis (Komodo dragon), 1749 nucleotides long. RefSeq lists its product as uncharacterized. Bases 1 to 1122 code for a protein of 373 amino acids. The transcript has 2 exons. NCBI's taxonomy places the organism in Eukaryota, Metazoa, Chordata, Lepidosauria, Squamata, Varanidae. The record is from RefSeq and is a predicted model, not a curated record.
AUGUGGUGCAAAAGAAGAAACAGCCCGAGCAAGAUGGCCGCUGCCGCCCCAGAGCACAAGAACAGGCGCCGCCUGGCUCCCAGCCACCAGGUCCCUGCCCGCCACUCUGGACCGCUGCUCCCCGGGCCUCUGCUCCGAGAGGGCUGCACCCCCGGGAAGCAGCUCCAGCACCUGGCUCACCACCAAGGCGCUCCCUGGGCACUGCCGACGGCACUGCCCUCAGAAAACAGCUGGGCACGCGCGUGCCCUGUGGCGCCGAACUCCGAGGCCAGGGGUCUGCGGGAGCGAUCCGGUUCUGCCCUUACUGAUUGGGGUUGUCGCUCAGACGGCUCCCCAGCAUCUCCUUGCUCGGAAGCUGGGCCCGAUGGCUCUGGCAAGGAGGGCCGCGGGCCUCCGUACCAAAACGACUGGCACCAGGCCCCGGUGCGCUCCCCCCACCCGGGCCGCACGCACCACCCUCAUUCCUCAGCACCGGGGAGAGGUGAGCAGAGCAGCCACCAGUGGCCGCCCUCCACAUCCGGCCAGCGCAGUGGCCGGGGCGCCGGUUCUCCCCUCGGAGGCUGCCCGGGUGGGUCUCGGCCGUCAGCCGUGCAUGCGAGGCCCUCGGCUUGCCCUGCGGGCACACGAGUGCCCGCCACCUUCGGGGCCAUCCCUGCAGCAGCUCUGCAGCGCUGCCACGUGGUCCACGCCCUUGAUGUUCAUCGGGCGUCGAGACUCCAGACCUGCCCUCGGGGCAGCCCACUGCCCGGCAGGGACACCGGCACCCUCUGGUCAAGCCAGCCGGUCACCCGUGCGUGCGAUGCACGGAGGCCGCGAAGGAGAAGGGCAGGUUGCUUCUCUGUAAGGCCACCCUCUGAGCGGUCGUGGUGCGUUCACACCACCCGUCCUCCGGCCCCUUUGCUCUCCUCCUCCCAACAGCUCUCCCCUGCCCUCCAGGGACCUUCCGUGCUGGGCCUGGCUGGGAUCUUUUCAGUCCAGAGAGCCAUAAGAAUUGAGGGGGUGGCUGAGAGCCACUCCCCAAACUUCCUGGGGACAGGAAGGGGCCGGGCUUCCAGCCACGUGAAUGCUUGUACAGGCUUCCCGAUACCUCACUCUGCACGGGCCCAAAGCCUGUAUGUGUGAAUGUACAGAUGACCACUCUGGGCGAUGGUUGCGAGUCAGGAGCUGGCUUCUUCAGAGCUGCCUUGAAAGCCUGCGAGGAAGAGCUCAGACGAACUGAUGAAGGCCUCGUCCAGGCGUGGAACCAGCCAUGGGAAGGCCCCCUGCCCCACGUGCCUCAGCCAGGCAACCCUGGAGGUGGGCAGCUGAGCACCCCUCUGGGAGCCUCUGUGGAUGUCCGUUUCUGUCGGUGCUGGUGGCUGCACCCUCUCCUCUCCCAGCAGCUUUCUUGGAACUUUUGGUAGUCACCUGACUGGCUCCAUAUGUGCGGAACGUUACUCGCAGCUGUGGUACAGCAAAUCUUUUCCUGGGAUUAGCGUGCAGCUCACAGGAUCACAUCCUGAACUAUGGAACCCCUCAUACACAAAGAUGCUAAAGUGUGGGAACAUUUGCACAUUUGGGAGAAGGCUUGCCCUGGAAGUGCCACCCAGGGAAUGCCUUCCGUGGCUCCGAACGAGCCACACAAAUGAAUUCAGGGGGGAACUGCUUGUCCUUACAGGAGGGGCCCCGCCUUCUGUUGCCCAUUUGCUGAAGGAGUUCCACAUUUUUAAUAGCAUCCCACCAAUAAAACUGCUCCAUCUGUGACUCCAA